This is a messenger RNA of Haliotis rubra (blacklip abalone), 2697 nucleotides long. RefSeq lists its product as uncharacterized. Gene Ontology annotation, cellular component: cytoplasm. The transcript is spliced from 11 exons. The coding region runs from base 128 to 2107 and encodes 659 amino acids. Gene Ontology annotation, molecular function: glycerophospholipid phospholipase A1 activity; A2-type glycerophospholipase activity. The record is from RefSeq and is a predicted model, not a curated record. NCBI's taxonomy places the organism in Eukaryota, Metazoa, Mollusca, Gastropoda, Lepetellida, Haliotidae. Gene Ontology annotation, biological process: N-acylphosphatidylethanolamine metabolic process.
AAAAUAAUUGGAGACUAUACGGAGAGUUCACCAGCUGUAUAUUUGAAGAGAAACAUCGACACUAGAAGAAAACAAACACAGCCAGAAGGGAAGUGACCCGAAUUCAAGGAAUAGUGAAGUCGGGCAGAUGUCUGGAUUCAAUGAUCGAAGGGGAACUAACCCCAAUUUUGGUUUCUCGACAAUGUCGGAAGAAUACCGGCUGGACAAAGAAGAAUUAACUGCCCGUUACCGAGAUAUACUUAACUCGACCCAGGGCGUUGGGGAGCGUGAAGUCAAGCAGUUGCCUGGUGUCGAUGCUCUAAUGGGAAGUGACCCGAGUUCAGGGAAGCGUGAACUCGAUCAGUUGUCUGGAGUCGUUGCUCCAAAGGGAGGUGACUCGAAUUCAGGGGACAGUGAAGGUGAGCAGUUGUCUGGAGUCGAUGCUUCAAAGGGAAGUGACCCGAGUUUAGGGAAGAGUGAAGUCGAGCAGUUGUCUGGAGUCGAUGCACUAAAGGGAAGUGACCCGAAUUCAGGGGACAGUGAAGGUGAGCAGUUGUCUGGAGUCGAUGCUUCAAAGGGAGGUGACCCGAGUUCAGGUAAGCGUGAAGUCGAGCAGUUGUCUGGAGUCGAUGCUCCAAAGGGAAGUGACCCGAAUUCAGGGGACAGUGAAGGUAACGGGGGCUUGUCUGAGGACCAUGGUGCAAAUGGAUGUGACCCGUUUUUCAAAGAUGCUUUUGGAAUAGUUGUUGAAAAAAGUACAGAGCAGUAUUUUGGACGCCCUGCUCCAGUGGGAAGUGACCCGAUUUACCCUUUCCCGACGCAGUCGCCAUCAAUUGAUAUUAGCUUCGGCGGCUUUCAAGGGAACAGUGAAGUCGAGCAGUUGUCUGGAGUCGUUGCUCUAAAGGGAAGUGACCUGGUUUGUGAAGUCGGGCAGUUGUCUGGAGUCGAUGCAUCAAAGGGAAGUGACCUGAAUUCAGGGAAGAGUGAAGUCGAGCGGUUGUCUGGAGUCGAUGCUUCAAAGGGAAGUGACCUGAAUUCAGGGAAGAGAGAAAUCGAGCAGUUGUCUGGAGUCGAUGCAUCAAAGGGAAUUGACCUAAAUUCAGGGAAGCGUGAAGUCGAGCGGUUGUCUGGAGUCGAUGCUUCAAAGGGAAGUGACCUGAAUUCAGGGAAGAGAGAAAUCGAGCAGUUGUCUGGUGUCGAUGCAUCAAAGGGAAUUGACCUAAAUUCAGGGAAGGGUGAAGUCGAGCGGUUGUCUGGAGUCGAUGCUUCAAAGGGAAGUGACCUGAAUUCAGGGAAGAGAGAAAUCGAGCAGUUGUCUGAUGUCCAUGCAUCAAAGGGAAGUGACCUGAAUUCAGGGAAGAGUGAAGUCGGGCAGUUGUCUGGAGUCGAUGCUCCAAAGGGACACUCGGCUCAGGGCGUUGGUAACUCGGAAGUUGUGCACUUGUCUAGAGUCGAUGGUGCAGAAAGAAGUGGAGUACAUGAUGAUAAAUUACAUGUAAUUGUUCGCAAAGAUGACUUUUGGAAUGUUGUUGGAGGGAGAAAGAUGCGCAGCAUAAAUGUAACAGGCAGGGAAUCAAAUCCACUGACAUCAUAUGCGACAGUUACAGCAAUUGAAAAGAACCCACAGGAAAAAAGAGAGAAACACAACCAGAAAGAACUUGACUUCUCCAAACCAGGUGACUUGUUGGAGUUUGAGCGAGGAGUGUACAGUCACUGGGCUGUGUAUAUCGGUAAAGAAGAAGUCGUGCACUUGUCUGGAGUCGAUGGUGCAGGUGGAAGUGACCUGAAGCACCCUUGUACAAUAUCUGGAGUAAAGUCUGAUAAAGGAAUCGUUCGCAAAGACAAUUUUUGGACAGUAGCUGAAGAGAGCAAAGCGAAAAAAAACAACUCAAAGGAUUCGGAAUUACACCACUUGGAACCAUCUAGGAUAGUACAAAGAGCAUUAUCCGAAGUUGGAAAAGUUGGCUAUAACUUGCUCUAUAAGAACUGUGAACACUUUGCUAAAUGGUGCCGGUAUGGCAAAGAAGAAAGUGAUCAGGCCAAGGUUCUGUGUAAUGCAGUAGCUAUGGUUGUUGGGAGCGCCGCUGUGGUAGUAGCAGGGGUAGCAUUGACUGCCUGGUUUUCCUGAAGUGGCGGAAAGGAGGAAAGAGAAAAACGGUCCAAAAACUAACAAGUUCAAUUCCCACCAUAAAAUGGUGAAACCAAAUAAAUCGGUCAAGGAAACUGUGGAGUGUUCGACGAAUGCCCCAUAUUUGAUCACAAAGCGGUUUACUGGAUUCCACAACAUUCCUCACCAACUUGUACCAUUCCGUUACAAGCCUAAUAUUCAUGCCUGAGUCAUGCUCCUGUUCAUUCAGCCUUUCGAAGCAUUCCAUAUCAGCAGUUCCGGGACACGUCUUUGGAUACUCGCGUCCCUCACAAAAGAUUCCAUCAUGUAGUAUGAACUUGUGAAGGCUGGGAAACAAGAACGCGAGCUCUUAUUCCAUCUCCGUCUUAAAGCAGUUUUACUAUGUAAGCUCCUACAACAUCUGCUUAAUUUAUACAACCACAUUGGAUGAACAAUAUAUAUUAAGAAUGCUGUUUGUAUUCCGAGACAGACUUUUGAGAUCUAGCUACCUUUUGUUUUAAUAGGCGACUUUAACGAAUCGGGUGAUCAAAAUCGGUUCCUUUGCUUAUUUCUUGCCUUCAUACUCUUAUGGUAUAAAAAGUGUUCACAAU